This is a messenger RNA of Cyprinus carpio (common carp), 2607 nucleotides long. RefSeq names its product sodium/potassium-transporting ATPase subunit beta-1-interacting protein 2-like. The coding region runs from base 947 to 1297 and encodes 116 amino acids. NCBI's taxonomy places the organism in Eukaryota, Metazoa, Chordata, Actinopteri, Cypriniformes, Cyprinidae. Gene Ontology annotation, biological process: regulation of sodium ion transport. The record is from RefSeq and is a predicted model, not a curated record. The transcript is spliced from 3 exons.
AUUCAGACCUGAAAUUUUCUGAGGGCGAAUGAAGCAAUUACAGCCCGUUAUAUAUAUCUGCAUCUUGCCCAGUGACCCCUCAACACCACACAGUCAUUAUUUCCAUAUCGUGUUGCUCUCACGCCCACUGAGAGGGGGAGCAGAGAGCUCAUCCGGUGCAUUGAGGGACGUCCAGGUCCUCAUCUGCGCUCUGUACAGCAUCAGCACCAGCACCAGACGCUGCGUGAGAAACAAACCGAGUCGCAUCCCCGCGGAGAGCAGCACCGCGUGCGUUUCAUUCAAUCUGGAGCGUCAGAUGGUGCAAGAUGCACUGCUUCUUUGUCCUCCUCUACACCCGGACUGUUUAAGUUAACGUUGGAAGGGACCAGUAGUAGUUGAGGGACCCGAGAAGACACGUUUCGGUCGCACUGAAAGGCUCCUACAGGACGCGCGCUUGGAUUACUGUCCUCGUAUCACCAUUCCCGUGGAUUUCCUGCUUGUACAACUGAACACGCGCGCCGCGGCUUCCAGAGAAAUAAAGCAAAUCAUUGCUGCCUAAAAUGUGUUAAUUCGGUUUCUUUCUCGCGAGGGAGGAGCAAUGAGAGCGUAAACAACACUGGGUGGCUUUGUUUCUGAGACACGGACCCGUGGAAGAUCACGUUGACAUGUCUUUCAUUGCUGGAUUUGGAGCUACCGUUAUUUCUCCACUAACUUAGGGAAGUGUUUUUCGUAUCUCUUUGACUUUGCAUUACAGCUCAAUUCUACUUUUCUAAAAAACACAUGCAGUUUUCUUUAUAUCUUCUUCCUACAUUGUGGAGCGCUUGGGAUGCUUUUAUCGGAAGGGCGUAUUUGAUUCGCUUCUAUCGCCUUUUGGAGUGAAGAAAGACCCCUUUAAACCCGUUGCCUCGGCAUUAUCUUGUGGAGUUAGAGCGACCCACGUGGAAACACGAACUCGAAGGAAGGCAAGAUGGGCUGUUGCAGUGGUAGAUGCACGCUGGCAUUUAUAUGUGGCAUGCAAUUGAUCAGCAUCCUGGAGCGACAGAUAUUUGAUUUCCUUGGAUACCAGUGGGCUCCAAUCCUCACAAACUUCAUCCAUAUCAUCACAGUGAUUCUAGGUCUCUUUGGGACAGUACAGUUCAGACCGCGAUAUGUGACCGGGUAUGCAGUCUGGUUGGUGUUGUGGGUCGCCUGGAACGUCUUCAUCAUCUGUUUCUAUUUGGAAGUGGGUGACCUUUCAAAGGUAACAACUGAUUUUGUACUUCUUUUGCAAUGUGUAAUCCCUCAGCUUGGCUAUCAGUGUUUUCUGUUUAUGUCUUAGCUCUGUAAGCUUUUUAAUAAGUAUGUUGCAGAUCAACUUGCAUUAGUAGUAAGGUCAAAAAAAGAGAUUUAUUGUUUUUUUGUCAGUGUUUCACUGUCACAGCUGGGUCUAAAAUCCUAUUUAGAGCUGGAAGCAGUGUUUGGAAGGAGAGUUUUAAGCUAUUAGAGCCUGUUUGCCUAUCAUCCAACUGGUGACUAAUCAAAUAGUGAGACUGACUAGUUUAUCUAGAUGGUUUUAUUAUUAUUAUUAUUUUUCCUAUAUGCUAGUUUUUAAAUUUUUGUGCUUCAAUUAGCAUAUGUCCCAUGCUUUUUCAAAUCCUCUCAUAAACAUUAAAAUGGACAUCUUUGGCCGUCUUGUGCUGUUUGUUGCCUGUGCCACCAUGAUUGUUGCGUUUUUAAGAUGGUGUCAACUUUAAGAAAUGCAUCUGGAGACCCCUUGCAUUCUCUUCCAUUGUUGCAUCCGUCUAGCUGUUUAUGAGAGCAAGAUAGUGACGUAACCUAGCGACCACUCAGAUCACCCCAGCAACCGCAUAGCAAUGCAUUAACAACCACUAACAACACCUUAGCAACCACAUAGCAAUGCAAUGACAACCACUCACAACACCUUAGCAACUGUAAAAGUAGCAACACAAUGACAACCACUCAGAACACCUUAGCUACCAUGUAAGUAGAAAUGCAAUGACAACACCCCAGCAACCCCAUAGUAACACAAUAAAAACCACUGAGAACUUAGCGAUGAAAUAACAACCACUUAGAACACCCCAGCAACUGCAUAGCAACACAAUGGCAACCAAUCAGAACAUCUUUGCAACCCCACAGCAGCGCAAUAACCACUAAGAAUACUCUAGCAGUUCCAUAACAACAUAUUAACAACCACUCAGAACACCUUAGCAACCAAAUAUGUUACAAUGCAAGAAGAAGAAGAAUAAGUUUUAUUUGUGUAGCACCUUUCCAUAGCUCAAGGUCACUUUACAUAUACAUAGAACACCAUAGCAACUGCUUAUCAAUGCAAAGACCAUCAAUCAGAACACUCCAGAAGCUGCAUAGCAACAUAUUAACAACCACUCAAAACAUUAGAAACCAAGAUAUGUUGCAAUGCAAUAACAACUACUCAAAAUGCCUUAGCAACGUAGCGAUAAGUUUUGCACAGCCCAGCGCCACGCACUGAAAUUGUAAACUUUUUCUGAAACUGUAAACAUCUAGUUCUUGCAUAUAUUUGUAGCCUAAAUCUGUAAAAAAAAAAAAAAUCUCUCUAUUUUUCCAUCUUUGCUUCUUUCAUUUCAGCUAAUAAUUUAUUAAAUAGUCAAUCGU